This is a messenger RNA of Microplitis demolitor, 4464 nucleotides long. Its product is annotated as nodal modulator 3. The record is from RefSeq and is a predicted model, not a curated record. Bases 91 to 3639 code for a protein of 1182 amino acids. NCBI's taxonomy places the organism in Eukaryota, Metazoa, Arthropoda, Insecta, Hymenoptera, Braconidae. Gene Ontology annotation, molecular function: carbohydrate binding. The transcript is spliced from 3 exons. Gene Ontology annotation, cellular component: endoplasmic reticulum membrane.
UUGCUGGCCAUCAAUAUAAUUCAUGUCAUCAUCAGUAGUUUUAAAUUAAAUCAUAAUCGUGCAGUUACUGCACUGAAUUGACAAAAAAUAAUGUCACCGCAAUUUAAAUUAAUUAUUUAUAAAUUAAUAUUAUUAUUUAUAUCAAAAAAUUGUUUAUCUGAAGAAAUUUUAGGCUGUGGUGGUUUUAUAAAAAGUCAUACAAACAUCGACUACUCAAAAGUACAGGUUAAAUUAUUUACUAAAUCAGGAAGUUUAAAAGAUUACACAGAAGCCGCUCCUAAUUCAGGAUAUUAUUUUUUACCUUUAUAUGACAAUGAUAAAGGUGAAUAUAUAUUGAAGGUUGAGCCUCCAAGAGGUUGGAGUUUCGAGCCAACAGAAGUAAACCUGGUAGUUGAUGGUGUCAAUGAUUUAUGUAGUCAAGGUAAAGAUAUUAAUUUUAAAUUCAAUGGGUUCGGUAUCACUGGAAAAGUAAUAAGUCAUGGAUCAAAUGAUGGACCAAGUGGUGUCACUGUAUCGCUCUACAAAAGUAAUAACCGUGAUGUCGUCGAACGAGUGACAACGACAUCACAAGCUGGUAUAUUUUCAUUUACACCAAUUCAACCGGGUAAAUAUAUUUUGGUGGCUUCUCAUUCCCACUGGACAUUCGAAAAAAAUACUGUCGAAGUUACUGUCAGGGAGGGCAAUACUGAAUUACCAGAUAACAGUUUAAUAAUAUUUGGAUAUGAAGUAAGCGGGCGAAUAACGAGUGAACCCGAAAAUGAACCAGUCGUUGAUGUUUCUAUUUUGUUAUUUGGUAAUGGUAAAAUUAAAAAUUGUAAGACACCAGUGAUAAGUAAAGAUAGUAAUGAUAAUAAUAAAGCUUUGUGUCAAGUAAAGUCUGAUAAAAAUGGUAAAUUUAUAUUUUCAUCAGUUUCAAAUGGUGAUUAUAGAUUUGUACCAUAUUUUGAUGAUUUUCAAACUAAAUUUGAUGUUGAACCAACUAAAAUUGAAUUUAAAAUAAAUCAUAAUGACUUAAUUGUAUCACAAACAUUUAAAGUAACUGGUUUCACAGUCACUGGACACGUAAUGAUGGCUAAAAAAAUACCAUUACCAAAUGCUAAAGUAUUUUUAUCUGGUAAAGAAGUCGCUAAAACUAAUUCAAAUGGAGGUUAUACUAUUGAUAAAAUGAAACCUGGUCAGUAUACAUUAAAAGUAGAAGCAAGUGAUGUUCAAUUUGAUGAGCAAACUAUCAAAAUAUCACCAAGUGAUCAUAAUUUACCAGAUAUUCUUCCUUCAUCUUACAAAGUAUGCGGUUCUGUAACACUUUCAACAAAAGGAACUUUGCAUCAUCGUAAAAUAAUUAUUGAAAAUGCUGGAAAAACAUUUAAACGCGAAAUCGAAACUGAUCCACAGACUGGACAGUAUUGUUUGUACCUUGCACCAGAUAAAUAUCAAAUGAGUGUUGCAGUGACCGCUGAAGAAAAAGCUAAAGGUCUACAAUUUUUCCCAGUACAGCAAAACAUCGAAGUAUCAAGUAAACCAAUCAAUAGUAUUAAUUUCUUACAAUUAAAAGCAACACUUGUAGGAUCAGUUGAGUGUUUAAAAAAUUCAGAUUGCAAUAAAGCGUCAAUAACUUUAAAAGUACUUGAUGGUGUUACUGUUCAAACAAUUCCAAUUAAAAAUGGACGGUAUGAAUUUACAGAAAUAUUACCAGGUCACUAUGAAGUUUUAAUUGAUACAGAUGUUUUCUGUUGGGAAAAUCCAAGUCAUAGAAUUUCUGUAACAUCAGAACGUGCUGAAAUUCCUGUUUUUAAACAAACUGGAUUCUCUGUUACAUUUAUUUCAUCCCAUGAUUCAGCUGUUGAGUUUAUUGAUCCCGUUAAAGGAAAAAAAGUUGCUCUGACAUUACCACUUGGUAGUACAAGACAUUGUGUAUCCAGUCCUGGUGAAUAUAAAUUUAUUCCAAAAAGUUGUCAUAUUUAUGCUAAGGAUUCAUACACUUGGGAUACUAAAACUCAGGCUCCAAUUAUAUUAUCAUCAACGGAGCAUAGACAUCGUGGAAAAAUAUUAAGCAAAGCCGGUGUAGAUAAUGUCAAAGUUAAAAUUGAAUCUGGUGGUGAGUUGACAACUAUCGGACCGCUAAAGUAUACAAAAACAGGCGACAGUUAUCGGUAUAAUUUUGACUUUAAUGCAAAUACAGACACUACUUAUGUUAUCACACCGAUAUCAGAUAUUCUUUUAUUCAAUCCAUCAUCUUUAAAAGUUAUUGGAAGCAAUGAUUGCAAUAAUGAAGUCGCGACAUUGAUUGGAGAUCUAGGAAAAAUAGUCAGUGGAAAAGUAUCUCCAGCUCUUGAAGGAGUUACUAUUCAAAUUUAUGGCAAAGACAAAAGUUCGCCUGUCCAUACUUUAGUAACACAGAAAGACGGAGCUUAUCGUAUCGGACCACUUGAUGGGACAAUUGAGUACACGGUUACUGCUGAGAAAGUUGGAUACGCUAUCAGUGGACCCGAUGCCAAUGGAGUGUUUGCGGCUCACAAAUUAGCUGAAAUAAUUGUCGAAGUAACUGAUCAAGCUGAUGAUGCUCCUCUGCAAGGUGUUCUUUUAUCUUUGUCUGGUGGGCAGAGUUACCGUAAGAACAGCAUCACUUCUGAACAAGGCCAGCUGUCAUUCAAUUCUUUAUCUCCAGGAGAAUAUUAUUUACGGCCAAUGAUGAAAGAAUACCGAUUUGAUCCACCGUUCAAAAUGAUCUCCGUAGCAGAAGGUGCAACUCUCCGCAUAAAAUUGUCUGGUAAUCGCGUAGCAUUCAGUGCUUACGGUGUAAUAACUUCUCUCAAUGGUGAAGCUGAAUCUGGUUUGAUUGUCGAAGCUCAGGGUCAAGGAGAAUGUUCGAAUCUCCAAGAAGAAGCAACUACUGAAGAGACUGGAAGCUUUAGAAUAAGGGGAUUGCAACCAACGUGCAUGUAUAUUAUUCGUUUGAAAUCAAAUAUUGAAGCUAACGCUCAUAUUCAACGAGUAUCGCCUAGUUCAAUUGCUGUACAAGCGACGGAAGAUAUUACCAAACUUCGUUUCAUUGCUUUUCAUCCAAUCUCGCGUACCGACGUAUCUGUACGCGUUUUUUCAGAUCCAGAACAUUAUCGUACACUAAAAGUUAAACUAUGCCGUGAAGAUCAACCUGAUUCCCCAAUUCAUACUGCUAAAAUAGAUCCGCAGCAGUCGAGUAAAUUUACAACCCACAGUAAUCCAGGAUUUUUAAUCCAUUUACCGUCACUUCAAUCAAAUGGACGCAAGUACUUUGUCCAAUUGGACACUUCGUUGUCUUCAGCGAUGUAUAAAUACAACAUAAUUCCAAAUUAUUUUGAAGCAAACACAUCAUUUAAGGCUAUUACGUUAAAUUUUAAUGCGGAACGUAAAGUUGAUCAAAGUGAAAUGAAUCAAUCAUCAUUACUUGCUCUACCUUUUAUAAUGAUGAUUGCAUUAGGAUUUUUAAAUCGUGAUAAAUUAUGGAGUUGGUUAAAUUCAACUGUUGAACAGUGGUCAAAACCAACUCCUGUAUCUAGAGUAUCGCAGCCUGUUGCUCCAAUAGAUCCACGUGCUGAUGAUAUUAUUGUCGAACAAAUAAUGAAUAUUAAUAAGCGUAAAACGAAACCGCGUAAAACGUAAAUUUUAUUUAUUCAUUAACUAAUAAUAUAUAUAUAUAUAAUAGCUCAAUUAUUAAUAAACACUUUUUGAUUUAAUUCCUACUGCCACAUAUUUGAAAUUUAUUAUGUAAAAUAAGUACUUUUUUUUAUUUUCUCAUUAAUUAAUUAACGAACUAUCAAAAAGUUUUAUUUAAUUGAGUUAUAAAAUUAUUUUAAAGACUUUACAUAUUAAGGUCAUUCUCAGACAGAGCCCCCCACUUUUUUAAAAUUUUCAAUGGCAUCCAACUGUCAUAAGCGUAUCAAAAUGUUGUCAAUUACUUAAAGAAAAAUUAAAGCAUUGAAAAAAGCACAUCGUAGUUGCAAUUUUGCUGAGGUAGAUUUAAAAAAAAAUUACUUGCAGUCGUUAUCAGUUGCGAGUUAAACGAAAUUUGUUAAUUAAAUUCCAGAAAAAUCUUCAUGUCAAUUUUAUGAUUCGAAUUUUUAAAUUGUGGGCUAAAAUUUAUACAAGAAAUUUUUUUUUUACUCCCCAUAGAUGUCAACUGUAAGUAAUUUUUUUUUCAAAUCUGUAUCUUAGUGAAAUUACGACUACUGUGUUCUUUUUCAAUGCUUUAAUUUUUCUUGAAUUAAUUGAUAAAAUUUUGAUACGCUUAUGACAGUUGGAAGUCAUUGAAAAUUUUAAAAAAUUGGGGACACUGUCUGAGAAUGCUCUUAAAUAAAAUAAAACUACUGUGUGUUGUUUAAGUAUAUCAUUGCAAUGGUGUAUAUUGUGAAAGAAUGUGUCAUGUAUGGUGAAAAUAUUUAGAUAAAUUGUAAAUAAAUAAUAAAAUUAAUUUACAACAUAAAAUAA